UUAUUAUUGUUUACAAUUCGAGAGAGUGAUCUGCUCGCGGCGUCCAACAUUUUCUUGCGUUUCCCUUGAAAGUUAAAUAUUUUACACUUUAAAAUAAGAUAAAUAAGCGCUUAACAAUGGCUACGCCUAAUUUUGAAUUCCUUCUCAAUCUAUUCACGGACACCCUAAACAAGGCGUACAAAGUGAACGAAAUCGACCAGCUCAAAGCGGAAUACGACGGACAGAAGGGUUGCAGCGAUAACGAUAAGAAAGCGGCCCUGCAUCAAGCAUUCCGAAAUCUGCUGCUAACGAAGACGGAUGACAUUCCGGCGAUCGAAGGUUUCAUCAACUUUGCAGUUGGAGCAUGUCGCUUGGAAAUGACUUCGGCGACGAUUCCGGUUGUUCUGUUGGGCGACAUUUUCGAUGCCGUAACGCUGGACAAAUGCGAACAAAUUUUCACCUACGUGGAGAACAACGUGGCCACGUGGAAGGAGGACCUGUUCUUUACCGCUUGUAAGCACAAUUUGCUGCGUAUGUGCAACGAUCUGUUGCGGCGGUUGUCUCGUUCGCAGAAUACGGUUUUCUGCGGAAGGAUUCUACUGUUUUUGGCCAAAUUCUUCCCAUUUAGCGAGAGGUCUGGGCUGAACAUCAUUUCGGAGUUUAAUCUGGAAAAUGUGACGGAGUACGGUGUGGAUGGAAGUGAGAUGGGCGACCAAUUGGAUGGAUUGGAGGAAAAUGGUUCGGGAAGCCAGUUGAAGAUUGAUUAUAACUUAUAUUGCAAGUUUUGGGCUCUGCAAGACUUCUUCCGGAAUCCGAAUCAGUGCUAUAACAAGGUGCAGUGGAAGAUGUUUGCAGCGCAUGCCGGAAGUGUUCUGUCCGCUUUCAGCAGUUUCAAAUUGGAAGAACAUCGUUCGUCUUCCAAUACUAAUGCAUCCGGCAGCAAGUCAAGCCCCACACCAAUGGAUAUUCCACCAGAAGAGCAGAUCCGUGAUUCUGGCCACUUUUUCGCUAAAUUUCUUACUAAUCCAAAGCUGCUUUCGCUGCAGCUGUCGGAUUCAAACUUUCGUCGAUCAGUGCUAGUACAAUUGCUGAUUCUGUUCCAGUAUCUUAAUUCUACCGUCAAGUUCAAAGCCGACAAUCAUUUGCUCACGCAAGUCCAAAUCGACUGGCUGCGGGACACGGAGAUAACUGUUUACAAGCUAAUCGAGGAAUCGCCACCAAAUGGGAAGAAGUUUGCUGAUUCAGUGCGCCACAUGUUGGCUCGCGAAGAACUAUGGAACAGCUGGAAAAACGAAGGCUGCAAAGAAUUUAAACGCCCAGAAGCGGCUUCCGCUUCGGGGGCUGCUGUCACAGCAAAUGCCUCCGUCGAAGAUCCUUCUCCGCCGGUUCGGCUACCCCAGAAGCGCCAUCGCAAGCCUCUCGGCGACCUGAUACGAGAUUCUACCAAGCAGGGUAAAUUUUUCAUGGGCAAUCCCGAGCUAACCCGUUUGUGGAACACAUGUCCGGAUAAUUUGCAGGCCUGUAAAGGGGAAGAUCGCAACUUUCUACCUUCUUUGGAAGCCUAUCUGGAUGGUUCCAAGGCAAAACAGGAUCCUUCAUUCGAAUGGAGAGCCCUGAGAUUGCUUGCUCGACAGUCACCGCAUUUUUUCACACUAUUCAACAGCCCUUCGUACAAGGUGGCUGACUAUCUGGAAAGUGUCAGGAAGAAGAUUCAGAAGGACAAAGUGGACGUUAAGCAGCAGGUGGUACAGGAUGACAUUCCGUCACAGAACGAUAACGACCAGAAUGAAGCAGAAGGUGAGGCAUUCGUCGGCGAAGAAGAAACAGAUCAGAUGGACUCGGAGCUGCUCAAAACGGAACAGCUCACUCCGGAGGACAAGAACACCCAUAAAACCAUCACCGUGACAAAGGCGCAGAUGGUUGAGCUAGCGCCUAGCAUUGGGAAGGAUUGGAAAAAGCUUGCCACCAAACUCGGAUACAAUAGCGAUGAAAUUCAGUACUUUGAGUCGGAGAAUGCAACCGUCGGGGAUCAGUGUCGGCACUUGUUGCAAGUGUGGUUCGAAGACGACAUGGAUGCCAGCUUAGAUCAACUGGCUUAUAUUCUGGAGGGACUGGAAAUGCUGACCGCAGCCGAAGCAGUCAAACAGAUGAUUGCCUCGCUCAGUGAUGACAAGGUCGAAGAAGUUUCUGAUGAGUAGGGUAAGUUCGAGAUUUUCAAGUAGAAUUAGAAAAUAUAAAUCAAAGCCAAUUUUAUGUGGAUAUACAACCCGAGGACAGCUUCAUAUUCGUGGUAUAUCACAUCCCGUACGUGAG
This is a messenger RNA of Armigeres subalbatus, 2292 nucleotides long. RefSeq names its product THO complex subunit 1-like. The record is from RefSeq and is a predicted model, not a curated record. Gene Ontology annotation, molecular function: protein binding. Bases 117 to 2177 code for a protein of 686 amino acids. The transcript has 4 exons. Gene Ontology annotation, biological process: signal transduction; mRNA export from nucleus; regulation of DNA-templated transcription elongation. Gene Ontology annotation, cellular component: THO complex part of transcription export complex. NCBI's taxonomy places the organism in Eukaryota, Metazoa, Arthropoda, Insecta, Diptera, Culicidae.